AUGGGCGGAAUUUUUUCAUCAACAAAUAGUACAGCACAAAUCUCAGGAAUUUUACAGGAACUCGAGAGAACAAGAAUGGAACGGGAAAUCGCGCUAGCCCAAUUGCAAGAACGUCGUCGAAUUGCUUUCAAGCUCGCCGAAGAACGCGAAAAAUUCAACUGGAUUGCGUGUGGAGGCGGAUUAGUCGUCGUUUUGUCCGCCCUCUCUUCCUUCCAUCAUAAAAACCUCCUCCACGUCAUCCCAAUCUUCCCAAUGGCGUCGUUCAUCGGCUACAAAGCACACUUUUGUUACGGAGAUCAGCUGAAAAAGAUUUCCGAGUCUUCUGCUCAUAUUCUUGAAGAAUCUGUGGAUUCGCUGGUUCCACUUCCACCAACGCUGGCUGAUGUUCGACAUCGGAGCAAGCAAUUGAAAGAGGAAGAGAGUCUGGCGAAUUUUUAA
This is a messenger RNA of Caenorhabditis briggsae, 438 nucleotides long. It is a transcript of the gene Cbr-tag-281, whose product is annotated as Protein CBR-TAG-281. The coding region runs from base 1 to 438 and encodes 145 amino acids. Gene Ontology annotation, biological process: positive regulation of plasminogen activation. Gene Ontology annotation, cellular component: plasma membrane. The transcript has 3 exons. The record is from RefSeq and is a predicted model, not a curated record. NCBI's taxonomy places the organism in Eukaryota, Metazoa, Nematoda, Chromadorea, Rhabditida, Rhabditidae.